Messenger RNA from Hemicordylus capensis (graceful crag lizard), 2980 nucleotides. RefSeq names its product catechol-O-methyltransferase domain containing 1 (gene COMTD1). Gene Ontology annotation, molecular function: S-adenosylmethionine-dependent methyltransferase activity; O-methyltransferase activity. The transcript is spliced from 7 exons. NCBI's taxonomy places the organism in Eukaryota, Metazoa, Chordata, Lepidosauria, Squamata, Cordylidae. The record is from RefSeq and is a predicted model, not a curated record. The coding region runs from base 196 to 981 and encodes 261 amino acids.
ACCACAAUUUCCUUGCAGUUGUCACAUGACCGGAAUGCUGCCUCGGGCCUUGAAUGAAAACACGUGACCCAAGAUGAAGCUCCUCAGUGCCGCGGGUGAAUCUUUGUGAAAGUUGCCAGAGCGCGCGCCUCUCUUCCUUUCGUGUCCGGAGAGUGAUUCACACGCUCUCUCUUUCUGCUCGCGGUAUAGUGCAAAAUGCCUGCUUUCAAUAUCUCUAAAGAAGCAGCCAUUGGGGCGGCAGCUCUCGGGGUCGUUUUUGCUACUGGAUUCUUAGUAGGCAGAAGAUACCAUUCAGCAUUUCUUAUUGGAACUCCUAAAAGUUUAUCUCACAUCGUAGGAAAAAACAGCCCAUUACUACAGUAUGUCCUGGAUCACUCCUUACGGGAGCACCCUUCUCUAAAGAAGCUGAGACUGCUCACAUUAAGCCAUCCUCAGAAUGUGAUGAUGGUGUGUUGUGAACAGGCUCAGUUAAUGGCAAAUCUGACAAAGCUUCUCAAAGCAAAGAAAGUACUUGAAAUAGGUGUUUAUACCGGGUACAAUUCCUUAAGCAUGGCUCUAGCCUUACCAGCGGAUGGCAAAGUCAUUGCCUGUGAUAUAAAUGAAGACUUUAUCAAUAUUGGAAAGCCAGUGUGGAAAGAGGCGGGAGUGGAACAUAAAAUUGACCUGAGGAUAAAACCAGCCAUCCAAACACUGGAUGAACUGCUGGCAAAUGGUGAAGCUGGAACCUUUGACUUUGCUUUCAUAGACGCUGACAAAGAAAGUUACAAUGAUUACUAUGAAAAAUGUUUACAGCUCAUAAGAAAAGGAGGAGUCAUAGCUAUUGACAAUGUUUUGUGGUCGGGGAGAGUACUGAAUCCAAGCAAAAAUGACUGGGGGACACAAAACAUUCACCAGCUGAAUAAAAAGAUCUUCCGUGACUCACGAGUGAAUAUAAGCAUGAUCCCAAUUGGGGAUGGAGUGACAUUUGCAUUUAAGCUAUAGUAUGAAGAGAUGGCUUUGGCACUGGAGAACCCCUGUCAGUGGGGCAUAAUAAACAUGAAAUAUAAGAUGACCUACAUUCUGACCUUGUCUCAAUAAAACAGCCUAGAAUGGAAAUCAAUCUAUAACCAGAGAUCUGGCAUUCACUGGAGUGACUAUUCUAUUUCCGUCUUACUGUUAGAGCUAAAGACCAGAAGUGAAGGCGCAGGAACUUUCACUUUAAAUUUUUUUUUAAAAAAUAGUUCAUAUUGGUCCAUUCUCAGCAAGGCAUAUCAAGAAUAAAAUUGAAUGGUUAUCUCACUUUUUUUUUGGUUCAAGGUGGGGGAAAGAAAGAUCAGAAACUACAGACUAGUCAGUCAGACAGAGGAGAUGCUAUCACAGAUUGACUGACUAUAAUCUGUAAGCAUAUUGCUAACAGUGUUUACCAAAAAACAACAAAGAUUUGUCAAGAAAUUUUUUUUGCCAGGCUAAUCUUGCCUCUUUUUGAUCAGGUUACUAGCUCAGUGAAUUGUAGGAGAGCUGUGAACAUAACUUACCUUGAUUUUCAGCAAUGCAUUAGACAAAGUUUCAAUGAAAUUUUGAUUAGUAAACUUCAACCAGAUAGAAAAAUUGAUGGCUCCUUAUCAAAGUGGAGGGAGGGUUUGGGUGGAGUGCAACAGGGCUCUAUCCUGGACCUAGUACUCCUCAGCACUUUUGUUAUGAACAGUCUGUAACAUAAAAUAUCAGAACCAGAGGUAUCAACUCAGAAGCAUGUGAAAUAUAGGCCUGUGUCUGAUUUAUUUUAUAUUAAGAGUUCAAUUCAGUGUCUGAACUGGAGGUGAAUCUCAUGACUGCCUGGUCAAUGAUUUGUAGAGGCAGGGGAAUCUAGCAUUGGUUAUCUGUGGAAACUCACUGAGACAAUGGGUCAGGCUUAAUUACCAGUCUCACACUGCUGAAAUUAACCUGUGUCCAGUAACAGGAUGCUUCUGCCUUAAGUCAAAUGUGUUGAUUAACUUGCCUCACUCAUGCUUACCCUUUUGAUGAUACUUUGAAUAUUCUUUUGUUGCAAAUACACACUAGAUAGAGGUAUACAAGAAAUAAUGUCUCACACAAAUAGAACUAACUCCCUCUCACUAAUUGCUAACUUUUAACACCUUCUGGGACCAGGCUAGCACAUCUGGGAUGCAGAUUUGCUUCUGGACUUUGUCCCCUCCUCAAGAUAACAGCUGAUGAGAGUGAGAUCUCUCUGGACUGAUCAAAUAUCCUGAGCUAAUUUUGGUAAUUAAAAGACAAUAUUCCAAGGAUAGCAGGAAUAAAUGCCUUUUGUGAUCCAGAAGACUAAAAAGGGACAUCAAAGGAUGGAACCACUAUAAGAAGGAGUCUCUGGACAUGGCAGUUUAGCAGUUCUGUGCCUACGGGCAUUCUGCUCACACGCUAGCUGUCUUGUGCCUACAGCAAGAUUUGCUCAGGAACUCUGCUCAUGAACAGGAACUGUUUGUGACUUCUACUGCGCAGUGAGAAGUCAAGACUUUUCCCCAGCCAUGGCACCUUCACUCUCUGCCUCGCUCUGAGCAAACUGUCUGCUUGACCACCAGAAGCCAGACCAUCGCUCUGUUGCUGCUCCCAGCUACAGUCUCUCCUCUUCAGCUGAAAGAUCCACCAUUCUCAAGCCUGGUAAAUAUGCGGCUCAUACAAACCUGGAAUUCCCUCAUCCCUUCCCCUUCUCCUACACCCUUCACCUUUCCCCCCUACUAAUUUCUGACACACACACCCAAAACCAUACCAGCCCUGAGCCUUCCUCCCUCCCUCCCCUUUUUUCCGCCUGUAUCUAAACUGUACUAGGCUCUAGGAAGAUUUAAUUGCACGCACAUAUGUCAGUUAGGCACACUGGGUGGAAUAUAUUGGUACUGGUUAGGAUGUUAUGUUUAAAUACUGUUGCUAAUAUUAAUAGAGUGUUCUGCUUUCUUCUUUGCUAGAUUAUGUUGUUAGUCUUUAUACUCAAUAAAGCCCAUUUAAUCUUUGA